This is a messenger RNA of Halteromyces radiatus, 2377 nucleotides long. Its product is annotated as Dolichyl-phosphate-mannose-protein mannosyltransferase-domain-containing protein. The transcript has 9 exons. Gene Ontology annotation, biological process: protein O-linked glycosylation via mannose. The coding region runs from base 22 to 2283 and encodes 753 amino acids. Gene Ontology annotation, cellular component: endoplasmic reticulum; membrane. Lineage: Eukaryota; Fungi; Mucoromycota; Mucoromycetes; Mucorales; Cunninghamellaceae. The record is from RefSeq and is a predicted model, not a curated record. Gene Ontology annotation, molecular function: dolichyl-phosphate-mannose-protein mannosyltransferase activity.
UUUUGAUAUUCUGCUUUGGUGAUGGAUAAUCUGAAAAGAAGGCACAUCACUACCUACAACGAUUCUUUUGAAUCUACUCAAUAUACACAACCGGUCGAUGUUCAUGUACAGCAAGAAAAGUUACAUAAACCAUCACAACCACAUACCAUCUUACCACAAUAUUCAUCUAACAAGUACAUUGCUUAUUGUCAACAACACCAUGAAGUCAUCAUACCUACUGUCCUGACCAUUCUCUCUUUUUGGACGCGCUUCCGAUUGAUCAGUCUUUCUCAAAUCGUUGUCUGGGAUGAGGCACACUUUGGGAAGUUCGGAUCGCAUUAUAUCAAACAUGACUUUUAUUUCGACGUACAUCCACCCUUAGGAAAGAUACUCGUUGGAUUGUCGGGCGUAUUGGCAGGUUAUAACGGUUCGUUUGGAUUUGAUUCUGGUUCUACUUAUCCUGAUGGUAUGCAUUAUGGAGUAAUGCGUGUAUUCAAUGCCAUGUGGGGAGCCCUACUUGUACCUUUGGCUUAUUUGACAGCAAGACAACUCAAUUUCUCGAUAAAGGCAAGUGUCUUGACUGCUACAAUGGUGUUGUUAGAUACUGCUCUUCUCUGUAUCAGUCGAUUCAUUUUGUUGGAUUCAAUGUUACUCUUCUUCACCUGUACUACUCUUUACUCUUUAUCCAAAUUUCAUAAUUAUCGACAUGAAUCUUUUUCUGAAGAAUGGUAUAUGUGGUUAUUUAUGACUGGGUUGUCCUUAGGUUGUGUAUUAAGUGUUAAAUGGGUUGGACUGUUUGCCGUAGCUUUGGUUGGUAUCUAUACUGUGGAAGAUUUAUGGGACAAGUUAGGAGAUCUCCAAAUGCCAAAAGUAACAUAUGCUAAACAUUGGUUGGCCCGCAUUCUCUGUUUGAUUAUUUUACCUCUUACGGUGUAUCUCUUUAGCUUUGCAUUACAUUUUGCUCUACUUUACAAAAGUGGUGAUGGUGAUGCUCAAAUGAGUUCCUUGUUCCAAGCAAAUCUUGAAGGUAGCUCUCUUGGUCAAAAUCCAUUAGAAUUAGCAUAUGGGUCAAAACUGACGAUUAAAAACUUUGGUUAUGGUGGCGGUUUAUUACAUUCUCACAUUCAAAAAUACCCUGAAGGCUCCAAACAACAACAAAUCACUUGCUAUCACCAUAAGGACGACAAUAAUCAUUGGAUUAUCAAGACACCUCGAAAUGGCAAUCCAGACGACUAUGAAGGCGGUAGCGAUAAUGACAAUAAUGAAAAUACACCCAUCCGCUAUGUAACAGAUGGAGACGUGAUUCGAUUGAUGCAUGCGCCAACUAAUGUUAACCUACACAGUCAUCCUAUCAGUGCACCAGUUACAACCGGACAAUGGGAAGUCAGCGGAUACGGAAAUGAUACUGUGGGCGAUUUACAGGACAAUUGGAAGGUGGAAGUGGUGGAUGAUCUUGCAAAAGGAAAUGAUCAACAUCGUAUACGUUCUUUGACAACUCGAUUCCGUUUACGUCAUGUACAACAAGGAUGUCUUUUGACUGCCAACAACGUUAUAUUACCACAAUGGGGAUUCAAGCAAGUAGAAGUUUAUUGUGACAAACGAAAUCGAUUGGAUGAUCCCCAUUCAUGGUGGAAUGUAGAAGAACAUUAUAAUGACAAAUUACCUCCUGCUCCUCCUAACGCAUACAAGUCUCACUUUUUACAAGAUUUUUGGCAUCUGAACGUGGCAAUGUGGACAUCUAACAAUGCCUUGGUACCUGAUCCUGAUAAGAUUGAUAUUCUUUCAUCCGAACCAUCUGAAUGGCCUUUGGCUAGUGUAGGAUUACGUAUGUGUGGAUGGGAUGAUAAUACAAUCAAGUUUUAUCUUUUGGGAAAUCCUAUUGUUUGGUGGUCAUCAUUCGUUUCAAUAUUGUAUUUUGUUGGGUCAGCCUUAUUUUACAUUGUCCGUAUGCAAAGAAACAUUCAUGAUUUGACCAGUGGACAAUGGGACCAAUUUUUAUAUGUGGGCAAAACUCUCUUCCUUGGUUGGUUCCUUCACUAUAUUCCAUUUUUUAUGAUGGGUCGUGUGACUUAUCUUCAUCAUUACUUCCCUGCUCUUUAUUUUAGUAUUUUCAUGGGUCCCUUUUUGUUAGAUCAUUAUACAAGAACAUGUUCAAGUCGUACUCAAUGGAUUAUAUUUGGUACCUUUUUCUUCUUGGUUAUCACCGUCUUUAUUUACUUUUCUCCUUUGGCAUAUGGUAUGAAGGGCCCUGUCAAUGCUUACGCUGGUCGGAAAUGGUUGAAUAGUUGGAAUUUGGUAGAUUAGUUUGCAUAUACAUUAGAAUUCUCCUCGUAUAUUGCAAUUAUAUUCUUAUAUAUCAUUCAUUAUCAAUAAAUAAAAAAUACGUUAUAUACAUCAU